UUGGAACACGGUUUUUACAUGGACAUGGGACACGGUAUUUUCCUAAAAUUUUAUUCUUAUCAUUCAUCGUUUUUUGUAUACGUAAUUUUUUUCCGGGCAAUGCCGAGUUUCUCAGAUAAUAGGUUGGUCAUUUAGUUGAUGUUAUAUCAUCUACAGUAUAUAUCGUCAUUUGCAUCCUUUUCAGCACAACGAGCAAUUUCGACUCAGACACUUCAGAGGAAGGCCACAACGAAUCUGACAUAGCCACAACUUCAGCGUUAUCACUAUCAGAAUCCCAUUCACCCAUUUCAUCCCCACACCCAGAAAACUCAUCAACUCCAAAACAACAUUUUUUGAGGAAGCCUAGUCGACCUGCCAAGAUGACUCCUUUUCAAGAAUCCCUUAUAAAAAAUCUCAGUCAGGCAUCAUCAUCGAUUACCCAAGCCAGAGUUGACGAAGAUGCAGAUCGUUUGUACCUACUUUCUUUACUUCCGGAUUACAAAGCGUUAUCUCCGGGGCAAAAGUGGGCAUUCCGUGAACACGUAGGAUACUUUUUCCGUCAAACUUUCGCACCUCCUACAUCUACGCCUCCUCUGUCAUUCCAAAACUACCGAACCACUUCAACACAUUGUCCUCAAUACUCCUAUCAAGAACAUAGUUCACUUUUCUCUCACAACAUAACCCAACUUCAGAAACUCCCACAGCCACCGCAAACCUAUCAAACAUCAUCUUGUAACAUAGCACAAGAAUCCACUCAAGUCACAUUCUCUCCCAGUUCGUCUUCCCAAUCACAGUAACGAUAUUACUAUAUUAAGUUGUAUUAUCAAGUAUUUUGUUCACUUUUGAUUUUUUUACAAAUAAACUCGAGUUAUGAUUAUUAUUGAUUAUUUGAGUGUAAUUUAAAACAUUAUUU
Messenger RNA from Acanthoscelides obtectus, 892 nucleotides. Lineage: Eukaryota; Metazoa; Arthropoda; Insecta; Coleoptera; Chrysomelidae. The record is from the annotation of a GenBank genome assembly.